Bufo bufo (common toad) is the source of this 1650-nucleotide messenger RNA. RefSeq names its product beta-1,4-galactosyltransferase 3 (gene B4GALT3). The transcript is spliced from 7 exons. The coding region runs from base 153 to 1544 and encodes 463 amino acids. The record is from RefSeq and is a predicted model, not a curated record. Gene Ontology annotation, biological process: galactosylceramide biosynthetic process; carbohydrate metabolic process. Lineage: Eukaryota; Metazoa; Chordata; Amphibia; Anura; Bufonidae. Gene Ontology annotation, molecular function: glycosyltransferase activity.
UGGGGAAGCAGAGGGGGUGGGGGUGGAGUGAGGAGGAGGAGGAGCCGCUCAGAAUCAGAGAGGAAGGGAGACACCGAGGCCAUGACAGAGGCUUUCUGCUGCUUCUGAUCAUCCCGGAUCCUGGCGCUGAACCUCCGCAGCCGCUCAGGAAGAUGAUCCGCCGGGUCCUGGAGCGCCCCUGCACGCUGGCCAUGCUGAUCGGCUUCCAGUUUGCCUUCAUGGUGUACUUCACGUUCGGCGGACUGCGCAGCCUGGCCUCCAUCUUCGGACGAUCUUCAGAGCCAAACUUUGACUACAGCCAAACCCAUGAUGUCUACACCAACCUCACCCGCCUGCAGUCCACGCUUCAUCCCAGAACGCAGGACGGGGCGCUGCUACCAGGGUGCCCGGAGAAGUCACCAUAUCUCUUGGGUCCUAUAACCGUCACCUUUAGCCGGGUCCCCACUUUACGCCGGAUACAAGAUAAGAAUCCUAUGGUGAAGGCGGGAGGUAGGUACCAACCACCAAACUGCGAGUCCCGGCACAGAACGGCGGUGAUCAUCCCUCACCGGAACCGGGAGACGCACCUGCGACACCUGCUCUACUACCUGCACCCGCUCCUGCAGCGCCAGCAGCUCCACUACGGCAUCUACAUCAUCCACCAGUCAGGGAACUCAACGUUCAAUCGGGCAAAGCUCCUAAAUGUUGGGGUGAAGGAGGCCAUGAAGGACGAGGACUGGAACUGCCUAUUCCUCCAUGAUGUGGAUCUCAUUCCGGAGAACGACCACAACCUGUAUAUAUGUGACCCCUGGGGCCCCAAACACGCCUCAGUCGCCAUGAACAAGUUCAGCUACAGUCUCCCGUAUUCCCAGUAUUUUGGGGGGGUAUCAGCUGUGACCCCCGAACAGUACAUGAAGAUGAACGGCUUCCCCAAUGAGUACUGGGGGUGGGGAGGAGAGGACGACGACAUAGCCACCAGGGUCCGCCUGGCUGGCAUGAAGAUCGCCCGUCCGCCCGUGUCCGUCGGUCAUUACAAGAUGGUGAAGCACAAGGGCGACAGGGGGAAUGAGGAGAAUCCUCACAGGUUUGACCUCCUGAUCCGCACGCAGCGGAUGUGGACUCAGGACGGGAUGAACUCGCUGGCGUACACCCUCCUGUCCAAGGAGCUGGAGGGCCUCUACACCAACAUCACUGUGGACAUUGGCAUGGACCCCAGAUCCCAGAAGCCCCUGAGAAUGCGGGGCCCGACCCCUCCACCGGUGAAACAUCACAGCAAUACCAGUGGCAACGACGGCGCCAGCCGCGGGAAACUAACCGUGUCCGUCCAGUCCGCCAUCAACAACUCUGCUGCGCCCCCCGCUGCGGUGACGGCCCCCUCUAGAGCCACAGAGGCCCCCCGGGGACAGCGCGCCCCGGCUACAGACUCCCCGAAGAACAGGCCACCGAGGAGCCGGAAGAGUAAAACCAAGAUCGCGCUGAGCGAGCCGGCAGACGCACAAAGGAGGCGGCAGAACCGGACGGCGGCCAUGACAGAGGAGAGCGGCCCCGGGGCCACACAUCUCUGAGCUCCAGGAACAAGGCUGGUUCAUUCCACGGACGACCUGUAGGGUAUCUAUGGGGCACAUGGGUGUCACCGCCACAUCUGUCAUGGUGGCUGGACUGGUGACCGAC